AUGGGGAAGAAGUCGAAGAGGCGGAGGCUUGACUUGCCAGACGUUAAAGAUUGGGUUCCCUACCAGCCAUUCUCUAAAAAUAAGGAGGAAAUUUUGAAAAAGUUUGAAGAGGCUAACGAGGCUGUUGACGUCCCUGAGGGUUGGAAAGAACCUAAAUUUAAUCCGGAAGACAAUCCGAAUGGAAAAUUAUUUGCACAGUCGACGUUUUCUACUCUGUUUCCGAAGUACAGGGAGAAGUACCUGCGUGAGGUCUGGCCGGCUGUCGUUAAAAUUUUAAAGGAGCACACUAUAGAUGACGAUUUCCUGUUUCCUUUUGCAUCAAAACCUACAAACCUCUGUUUACAGCACAUAAAUGCGGAACUAGACCUCGGAGAAGCUACGAUGGAGGUGCAUACUACUCCGAAAACAUUCGAUCCAUUCAUAAUCCUUAAAGCCCGCGAUCUUAUCCGACUACUGGCCCGUUCGGUUCCGUUGGAUAUUGCAGCGCGCGUUCUUGAGGACGAGGUUUUUGCCGACAUUAUCGAGAUCAAGCUGCGAAAUCGUGAACGCUUCGUGAAACGGCGGAGCAGGUUGAUCGGCGACGAAGGCAAUACUUUAAAGGCCAUUGAACUGGCUACAAACUGCUAUGUCAUGGUGCAAGGCAAAACCGUGGCUGCGGUUGGCCCCUAUAAUGGUCUGAAAAAGGUUCGCCAAGUUGUGAACGACUGCAUCUACGACAAUAUUCAUCCAGCCUAUUACAUCAAGCGGUUCGUAAUCAUUCAGAAACUCAUGGCAGAUCCGACUAAGAAGAAUGUAUCCUGGGACAAGUAUCUGCCACGCAUCAAAAAGAAGACUCUUAGCCGGCGCAGGAAGCCGCAUAAGGUACGUCUCUAG
This is a messenger RNA of Dibothriocephalus latus, 873 nucleotides long. NCBI's taxonomy places the organism in Eukaryota, Metazoa, Platyhelminthes, Cestoda, Diphyllobothriidea, Diphyllobothriidae. The record is from the annotation of a GenBank genome assembly.